Molecule: messenger RNA, 9466 nt
Organism: Mugil cephalus (flathead mullet)
Lineage: Eukaryota; Metazoa; Chordata; Actinopteri; Mugiliformes; Mugilidae
Gene: pou2f1b
Product: POU class 2 homeobox 1b
Exons: 16
Coding region: 641-2818 (725 amino acids)
Biological process (GO): regulation of transcription by RNA polymerase II
Cellular component (GO): nucleus
Molecular function (GO): DNA-binding transcription factor activity, RNA polymerase II-specific; RNA polymerase II cis-regulatory region sequence-specific DNA binding
Source: RefSeq, a predicted model, not a curated record
GGUUUAAAUUAUGCAGAAAGCUUUCAGAGCCCGGUGUGAAAUGCGUUGCUCGCAGGACUUCAAAGCCUUGCAUUGCUAACGAGACAGGAGCAGAUUUGCAUACGGCUUUAAUCAGCUGAAUACUGAUUAUGCUUCAUUAUAGAGUUGGAAGAGGAGGAGGAGGAGGAGGAGGGCGGUGGCGGCGGUGGAGGAGUUGGAGGAGGCCGCCAGCUGCACUUGUCGUUUGUUUCAUUCCAGCAAGAGAAGGAGAGGGCGAACUUUUUCAGACAAUCUUGGCAAACGAGAAAGAGAGAGAGAGCGAGAGCGAGCGCGAAGGCAGAGUAGGCACAGUAAAAAGAGAAAGGGGCAGAGCUAUAAGAAAAGAAAAGAAAGGCACGGAGAGCUGUUUGCCCCAAACCCUGUUGGCUUUCCCAGUGUGCGUAUCCCAGUGUUGCUCAGUGAACCGUGUGGUGGACACUGCCACUGUGUCUGUGUGCUGCUCUGGUUGUAUUGAACUCUGCUCGCCGCUGACCACUGGAGAGUGAAGAGAGAGGGGGGGGGGACGGUGGUGGGAGGAGGAGGACCAGCCUCCCGAUACCCCGUCAGUCGGGUUUGCCCGGGCAGAGGCAAUUUUUUUUUUUACUUAAUUGGUUUAGCAACCAUGCUGGAAAACACAGGUGGAGCGGGAGCGGAUGCUAAAGUGAAUAAUCAGUCAGAAACUACUAAAUGUGCAAUGGAAAGUGAUGGCGGCAACACCGGAAUCCAAACCAAUGGAUUGGACUUUGAGAGGCAGACGGUGACAACCACAAGUGCAAUCACUAAUGCACAUGCACAAGCGUUCCUCCAACAGUCUAAGUCGGAAGACUCGGGUGCUCUUCCGACCUCCGUCCAGCAGAGCGUUUUGCCACAAACCCAGUUAAUGUUGGCCGGGGGACAGAUUGCUGGAUUGGCCCUGACCCCAGCGCAGCAGCAGCUGUUGAUCCAGCAGGCCCAAGCUCAGCUCCUGGCUGCAGCCGUGCAGCAUUCGACCAGCCAGCAGAACAGCACCACCGGGGCCAGCAUCUCUGCCACCGCAGCGACACCCAUCACCCAGCUGCCCCUGCCGCAGUCCAUCCAGAUCGCCCCUACAGCAGACAACUCCUGGGUAUUUUAUAAGCAGCUACAGCAGCAGAAUCUAAGUCUGCCCCAGUUUGUUCUGGUUCAACCCAGCCACCCGAUCGCGCCACUGCAGACCACUCAGUUCAUCAUCUCACAGACACCGCAGGCCCAACAGAGCAUAUUGCAAGCCCAGAGUCUUCUAACUCAACUACCUCAAAGCCAAGCUAACCUCCUGCCGACUCAACCAAGCAUCACCCUUGCAACUCAGCCUGCAACUCCGACCCGCACAACAGCAGCCACACCAAUCCAGUCCCUGCCCCACAGUCAGACACCACCCAAACGGCUGGACACUCCCACUUUGGAGGAGCCGAGUGAUCUGGAGGAGCUGGAGCAGUUUGCCAAGACUUUCAAACAGAGACGUAUCAAACUGGGCUUCACGCAGGGGGAUGUCGGCCUGGCCAUGGGGAAGCUGUACGGAAAUGACUUCAGCCAAACUACCAUUUCUCGCUUUGAGGCCUUGAACCUGAGCUUUAAGAACAUGUGCAAACUCAAGCCGCUGCUGGAGAAGUGGCUCAACGAUGCAGUUUGUGCAGAGAACCUGACAUCUGACCAGGCCCUGUCCAGCCCCAGUGCCCUGGGCUCCCCGGGCAUGGGCAUAGAGGGCAUCAACCGCAGACGAAAGAAAAGGACCAGUAUCGAGACCAACAUCCGAGUGGCCUUAGAAAAGAGCUUUCUGGAGCAGAACCAAAAACCUACCUCUGAGGAGAUCACCAUGAUUGCUGAACAGCUCAACAUGGAGAAGGAGGUGAUUCGGGUCUGGUUCUGCAAUCGCCGACAGAAGGAGAAGAGAAUUAAUCCACCCAGCAGUAACAGCAUGGCAGGAGGCAACACCCCCAUCAAAACUAUCUUUGCCCCCAGCAGCCCUUUGGUGGCCAGCACAGCAAGCCUUGUGAGCAGCCCAACUAUUAACACACCCACCACUCUGACUGUAAACCCAGUGAUGCCUCUCACCAGCACCAGCGCCAGUUUGUCUUUUACAGGCACAACAGUCGGAGCCACAAACACUGCGUCCGUCAUCUCCACUACCCCUAUGGUUACCACGGCAACCAGCUCCCCGUCUCUAAGCCCGUCGCCGACGACCAUCCAGUCCACGACCACGGAGAGCAAGGCCGGCACUCACGCGCAAACGAUCGUCACCCAGGCCCCGACGUCCUUCGCCAACGCUUUGGGGACGGGUCAGGUGAUGGUGGCGGCGUCGGGGCUGUCGGCGGCGCUGCAGGGCGCCGCCCAGUUACCCACCAGCGCCGGCUUCGCGGCCAUGGCCGCUGCUGCUGCCGGGCUCAACCCGGGACUGAUGGCGUCCUCGCAGUUCUCUCCAGGGGGAGCCCUCCUCAGUCUGACUCCAGGUGGCCUCAGCAGUGCACUGAGUCCUGCUCUGAUGAGCAACAGUACCCUGGCUACCAUUCAAGCACUGGCGUCGGGCGGAACGAUCCCCAUCACCUCUCUGGACGGAGGCAACCUGCUGUUCGCCAACACCUCCGCCGGCAACGCGUCCAACCUGGUGACCACGCCGCUCUUCCUGAACCCCCAGAACCUGUCGCUGCUCACCAGCAACCCCGUCAGCCUGGUGUCGGCCGGGGCGGGGGGGCUCCAGGUCGCCGCCGACGAUCAUCAUCAGGCCACCUCGGCUGCCGUGCCUGUGCAAGCCUCCACCAUAACCACUGCCUCCAAGGCUCAGUGAAGCCAGUUGGGCCGUGUCCACGAUUUUACGCCCUGUUUCUCACGCCGAGCACUACUCUCCUAUCACACACCGUGUAGGGAAUAGGGUGGGUCUUUGAUAGGCUCCGUGCUUCACUAACAACCCAACAAACUUUCCAUUGUAUCUACCAUUAUUUAAUCCUUUGCUGCCACCAAAAAGAAAACAACCUCAAAAAAAAAAAAGGUUGGGCUUAAUUUUUUUUUUUUUUUGUUGUUUUCCUUUAUGAGUCUUGGAUGUUUUUACCACAAACAGUAGCCUGAUGGACGCUGUUGUUGUUGGCCUGCCGCUCCUCAUGAACCUUGACGAGUGUCCUGGGGAGGAAAAAAAAAUCCCCGGCACCUUCAAGCCGUUCAAGUUUUGUACAUAAAACCCACCUUUGUCCAGGUCAGGACUUUCUCUGAAAUACUGCUAACCAAAAACAAACUUUUCUCUUUUAACUUUCAAACGGAUUUACUACUAAUUUCACUAUGUUCAGUAUCACUAACGGGGUUUUGUGUGUCGCCCUAUCUUUAUUGAUAUCUUUUGGGUAUUUUUUCUUUGUUUUUGUUUUGGACAGGCCUUUGACGUAAAUCAUAUCAAAGUUAUAUUUUGGAAACUUUUUUUUUUGUUUUCUUUAUCUUUACUGUCUAUAUUUUUUUGACACUUUCAGAACUUUGUAAGUCUGAUAUUAAGUUAAGAUUUAACUAUCACUUUCUAAUCGUGGUUAUAAGGCUUUAAAAACAAGUAAUAAGUGGCCGAUAUAAAGGUUAUCAUUGCUUUAAGAGUCGGAGGGACCCGGUGCGUCUCUCUGAGUCUCUCUUCUGGAAAAACACUGAGUUUUACAUUUUUGCCGUGGUGGAGACGUAGCCGCCGAGCGUCUGUAAAACGUCCAGGUGUGGAUUUUAGACACUGACGGAGAAAAAAGAAAAAAAAAUGAAAACAUUACAUUGAGAGCUUUAACGUGAGCUGCAGGCGUGCGGUCCCGUGUCUGUUUUGAGGGUGGUUUGUUUUGGUUUGUGAUCCGUUGGGGGAAACUGUACAUUGCGUUUGGAUUCAGAGGUCGAGAGCGGUCGUUUGCAUGUGUUGUCGACAGCUCAGGCGGACGCUGAAAGAAAGUUCUGAUCCACGAGGCUCCGCGGUCUGUUUUCGUUGAGGACUAGUCAUGGGACGUGGUCGUCACACCAAAAUGUGUGGUGGCGGUGGCUAGACGGGGUUUAUUGUGUUCCUUUGUUUCUUUUUUUUUAUAUAUAUAUAUGGUAGUACCGUCGUAUCUACUUGUGCACAGUAUCUGUACCAAAAAACUGGAUUGAAGAGCUGCAGUCUGCCUGUUUCGGGAGGAAUGAAAUUCUGUCUUUUUUUCUUUUUCUCUUUUUUUUUUUAUUUUGUCUGCAGUCGUUUGACUGGCUUACGUACUUUAAGAUAUACCAAAAAUAUUUGUUAAAAUAAUUGCUGUGUGUAGUCGGUGUAGCUUAGUCUAGUCGAUAUAUUUAUGAGUACAAAAUCUCUCUUCAUUGUAAACAGAAUAUAGAAAUGCAAUAUUUUGAUGAUCAUUUUCCAAAGAUCACUUCUUCUUCUUCUUCUUCUUUUUAUUAUUUUUUUUUAAUUUGACCACGUGUCUCAUUGCUUAAUUUUGAAUUGGCAGCACAACUGACCAAAAAAAAUGUGCGAUCGGUGGGUUGGGGGGCACGAGAAAGUAGUGUCUUUUUACUUUUUUUAAAAUUUUCUUUUUUUAAAGGAAAAAAAAAAUAUUUUUUAACCUCUGGGGCUUUCAACCUAAUUCUUAAUCUGGGUUUCUGUGAGCCAUUUGAUGGCCUGUUUCCCUUUCUAAUCUGUUGUGGUAGCAGUUUUUGGGCUUUUCUGAAACACGAUGGAAAGGGUCUGUUUUUUUGUUUUUGUUUUUUUUUUUUUUUUUUUUGGUUUUCGUGCUAAUAUUCAGCCAUAAAACAACAGCUUGAACCAAAGUGGUUUUCCUCAGUAGUUGCUGUGCCUGUCUGAGCACACAAGUCGCUGUUCGCUCGAUCUCCGCUCUCCACAGAUGAUUUUUUUCCUCCUCUCCCACUUCGCUCGAUACCUGAUUUUUUUUUUCCUGAUUUGGUGCUGCUGGACACAGAAACUUAGCUUUAACAACCUGCUGCUGAAGCUCCCGGUGGAGCCGAGCUGUCGAGAGGCCUGCAUGCUUUCUAAUAGCUUUAUCACUGCAUCCUGUGAAAAUCAGGGUUGUGUAGUUUUAGUCCCUCCCGGCCGGAGGGCUCACCUCUGUAAAUGCACAGCUCCGAUCGCGUCACGUACGACGUCACUUCACCUCCUUCCUCUCAGCCCCGAACAUUUUUUUGAAAAACCAGCGCGUUAGGAAACGAUUUGCUGCUCCCGAAAUCCGUCUGUGGACUAGUUUUGAAAACCGAAUCUUACACAACACGAACGCAGCGCGGGGGGUUAAUACCCCCAGUUAAAGCCCACACAAGAGCAGCGUUGUCCUGCUUCCAAGUGACUAAACAAAUUACCACAUUGAUUAUUGAUUAAUUGAGACCGUAAGCAGUGAAACUUGUCCAUGUUAUCCUUGUGUGUAUUUCUGUUCUGUUUUAAUUAUUUUCGACUGAAUAUACCUCAGCAGCACUUCAACAAAAGGUUCACCUUUAGUCAUUUCUGUGUAUAGAACAUGGUAGAAUGUAUAAGUACUGUCUGGCUUCGCCAUUCACGCUUCAUACUGAUGAACCAUAUAUAGGAACCAUACAUGAAAAGGACAACCUACUACUGCUAUUUUCUAGUACUACUAUUUAUGGGGUAUUUCCAGGUUUUGAAUAUUAUUUUGAAAAUCCUUCUUGCCAAAGUAAAAGCCUUUCUCCUCGCGGCUGGGUGGGUGUGCGUGUCUGCUGCUGGCGUCGCUGGUUCCCCUCUCGGUGGGGGGGGGGCGGCAGGGGGGGGGGGGGCCCGAGGAGCUCAGCCCCGCUCCAGCGCUGUUAGCGGUUUCUUAAGAGUUUGCUCGCGAGAUGAACCAGUUGCCGUUUGGCGCCGUAGGAUGUUACUGAAAUAUUUAUCUGAGGAAAGAACUUAAGAAUUAGAGAAACUGAUCUUUUCUUAAUUCUAUACAUAUAAAUAUAUAUAUAAACACUUGUAAGAUAUUCAUAUUUUAUAUUUGAACCAGUAUGUUAUCAAGACUGAAUGUAGUGUUUAUCAUGCUUACUCAAACGAAAAAAAAGUCUCCCCUGAAACUUUCUUCUUUUUCUUUUUUGUUUUCUUUUUUAAAAAUAAUCUUUAAAACUGUCAAGACCAAAAAAUAAGAAACAUUAGAGCGCGACUCGCCCUGUAUGUGUGUGUGGUUGUGUGUUUGGGGGGAGGAGGGAGGCGAGGUCUUGGUCCUGUGGUCGGUAGGAGACUGAAGCAUCUGAUCUUAAUCGUUUUAUUUUGUUUCGGUUUGGUCAUUGUGGACUUUAUUUGCUGUGUUGUCUUUAACAAUCAUUAGAUUAUUUUCUUUAUUUUUUUUUUUUCGUUGUUGUUGUCGUUGAAAAAGAAAUAUUACUUUAAUGCCUUUAAAUUGUUUUGUAUAGUGUGAGAGGGCAAGAUCACUGGCUUUCUUAGUUCGACAAAGAAGAUUAACAUUAUCAUUUAUGCCUUAUUGUUACGUAGAAGACAUGAGCAUUGUAGCAUUAUUGUUCUGUGUGUGUGUGCGUGUGUGUGUGCGUGUGUUUGAGUGAGUGUGUGUGUGUGCGAGCUUGGCCGCCGAGCUCACCUGGUGCAUUGUUUUCACUGAAACAAUACAGUGUACUUUGGGCAUUUUAGAGCAUGGGAUGAUUACUUUGCUACUUUUUUGUUUAUUUUAUUUUUUUAUUUUAUUUUUUUUAGGUGUGACUCAGACAGGUUGAGGAUACCUGUGAGAAAAGCUUUACUAAUAAUUCCAGCAGGUGUGUGUGUGUGUGUGUGUGUGUGUCUUAUAAUGAGAGAAUAGGGAGGGCAGUCUGCAAACCAUUACUAUGGUGCAUCUUUCCCCAUCUUCCAGCAGAUGUUUGGAGUGAUUUUUAAAAAUAAGGGGCGAGACGAGAGAGUACUGAUUUUCGUUUAUGUCCGGGAGGGAUGUUCUCUACUGACGAGCCUUCAAGCAAGGCACCGCCAAGCCAGCUUUUUAUUUGCUUUAUUAUUUUUUUUUUUUUUGGUAAAAAAAAAACUACAGUUUGGUCUCAACUUUUUAUUCCUCUGAACUGUCUACUUGGCACUGCCUGAGCUUUUAGCGCUUCAGUAGGUGAGCCAAGUUGUAGUAUGUUGACCCACCACACUGGUUUGCUGGUUUUUUAAUAUGGACGUGUAAGACAAAAGGAGCUGUUGUAUACCUCAUUUCUAACUCAGUACUGAGUGAAACCUGCUUUAAUCUACUUAUGGAAUAAGGAAAAUCUUUUAAAAUAAUAAUAAUAAAAAAAAAUUAUUAAAAAAAAAAAGAAAAAGACAAAGAAUAACUCAAACUUGUGUCAGUGGAGAAGCCCGCUCACACCUGUACUUAGCGAAGGGUUGUGGGGAAAAAAGCCGCCACUAGGGGGAGACAGCGCACAUACGAGUACUGGUGAAUGUCUUCUGUUUGUUCUCAUGCUGCACACAAUGAUUAGUAGACUUCAGGGGAGACGCCUCAAGCCAACAAGUGUUUUAAAAUAUGCUAAUUUGGUCUUAUGUAAUAAGUUCCCUGUGGCCAAAGUGCAGGAAAACAAAUGUUAAAUUGUGCAUUUUUACAUUUUCUUGAACCCCAAAUCUAAUUUUCUUUUAGUGUCUCCCUCCAACGCUUCUUUAAGUUUGACAAUCCUGAUUUUGUUUAAAUACAUGUGUGUGUAUAUAUAUAAAUAUAUAAGGUACAGAUAUGUGCGUGUCUCCCUCUCCCUCAUGGCGGCGCGCUGUCGCAGCCCCGCUCUCCUGCGGUACCAACAUUAACCAAAGACUUACUAACUUGAUUGUAUCUGAGCGACGCCGCCCCCCCCUCCCCUCCCUCGCCCCCCUGUCCCCGCCUCACUGAUCAGCAUCAAAUCCCGGCUGCGCGCUCUCAACCCGAGUCCUCGGUGCGUCUGUAAAGAGUCUCAGUGCCUGUGGGCGGGGGUGGGUGGGUGGGUGGGGGAGGCCGGAGGUGGAGGUGGUGGCGGCGGUGGUGGAGGAGGGGGUGGGGGUGGGCAUGAGCGAGCUUCUCCGACUGACACGAACCAAUGUGGUGGUAGCUGGGUGAUGUUUGUUAAUACACACUGAGGGUUAAUCCUGUGCACACUGUACCUGCUCAGGACUCUGUAUGUUUGUCUGUCUUGAGAGCUGUUGCUAGGAUGUGCCCCCCCCCCCCCCCCCCCCCCCCCUCUUCCUCCUCCUCCUCCACCUCCCCCCUCCUCCCCAACAUCACCACCGUUUCUCUCAAGGGCUGUGGUGAAAAUGCUGUUCCUGCCUCUCACAGUGCGUCUGUCUCCUCCUCCUCCUCCUCCUCAUCUGUACACUGUAGUCCCAGGACAUGACAUCCUGCGGCCGUUAAAACUCACUGCUGUGUCCUCCUCCUCCUCCCCCCUCCUCCUCUGACAUCGUCUCUUCACUACAGACUCUUGAUCAGCUGUGACACUAUGCAUCACGGUCCUCCUCUCUGCAUGGACUGUGUCCCUCCGGCUCAGACCUCUGGCCGUCGGGCUUCAGUGACACUUUGUUUAAUGCUUUACUCCGAGUGAGGUUGUAGGGACCUCGCAAAGCGCUAUCCCAAAGCAAAAAUCCAAAUAUUUAACUUUUGACAAAUGCAGAUACCAAAGAUAUCUCUCUGUCCUGUGUGUCUCUCGUCUGUUAUAUAUAUUUUUUUCUCUCUCUCUCUCUCCCUUCCACCCUGCAGCAUGUGUAUUAAGAGACAAACCCAGCACUGGCUUUAGUCCUAGCCUCAGUAAUUCCAAAGCUUAGAUGUAUAUUUUGGUAUAUUUCUGAGAAAAACCUAGCGUCUGUUUUCUCAUUUAUCGUAAUCUCCUUUUUCUGUCACAGCAUGGAACUAAUUGCAGAACUGUCUUACUCUUGGUAGGUUUAAGAUAUAGUAUUUUUGUAUGUUUUUGGGUGUGUCGUGUGUGUGAUUUAUCAGUUCACAGCCCAAGUGACCAUGGCUUUCAUCCAGAGAAAAAAAAAAACAAAGAAAAGGAAAAAAAAAAUAAUAAUAUUAACAAAAAGCCAACCGUGUACAUAUUAUGUCUGUGUAUCUCAAGAAAUGCAUUUCUGUAAAACAUUUCACGUUGGAAGCUUGGGCUCAUCUAAAGGAAUGUGUCCCUGUUUUAUCUCCCUUUUUUUCUUAUUCUGCAGACUGAUAUUAUUUGACUUUCCAGGACUCGAAUGUAAAGAGUUUUGGUUUCCAUCGUGGAAUACAACACUGAGGGAGACUGCUCCGAUCUGACUACAUAUAAUAAUAAUAUUAUUAAUAAUAAUAAUAAUAAUACUGAUAAUAAUAAUUAAAAAAAUCAAAAAAGAAAAAAAAAAACAUGGCCUCCAGUCAUGGCGGCAUAGAACUGAAAGAUUGUGUAGGAGUUUAAGUAUGUGAAUCAGGAUACAUAGUAGAUUUUAAUGCAUUUGUCUGCUGUAUUUUCGUUUGUUUUUUAUACACAUAUAAAGAUAAUCUUUUACUGUAAAUGUACAGUUCUCUUUUGUUGUAAACAUCAUUAAACCAUUUUCCAAGUG